Molecule: messenger RNA, 3031 nt
Organism: Pelobates fuscus (common spadefoot toad)
Lineage: Eukaryota; Metazoa; Chordata; Amphibia; Anura; Pelobatidae
Gene: RRN3
Product: RRN3 homolog, RNA polymerase I transcription factor
Exons: 18
Coding region: 85-1932 (615 amino acids)
Biological process (GO): transcription initiation at RNA polymerase I promoter
Cellular component (GO): nucleus
Molecular function (GO): RNA polymerase I general transcription initiation factor activity; RNA polymerase I core binding
Source: RefSeq, a predicted model, not a curated record
GGGUUCGUUCUGCGUGGUGGAUCCCGAGCACGUUGUUGUAUCUGGAAGUUGUACUCCGGUCUGUCUGCUCCCGCAAGUGUCAAGAUGCUGUGUGAAAGUGAUGACUUUUUGAACUCUCCGCCCAAGAAAACUGUGAGGUUUGGUGGGAAAGUAACAGAAGUCUUGUCCAACUAUUCACAGGGUAAAACAUCUGACUUUGAUCUUUUGAUACAUCAGCUGUCAGAUCCAGAAAUAAAGGAUGCACAAAUUAUAAAUUGGCUUCACGAAUUCCGAAAUUCCAUUACAUAUCUUACAAUCGACUACGAGCAGCUUGUCAGUAUUUUGUUGAAGUUGCCAUGGAUAAACAGAGGCAAAGAAGUUGUGGAGGAAUAUUUGGCCUUUUUGGGGAACCUUGUUUCCGCCCAGACUGUGUAUCUGAGGCACUGCCUUAGGAUGAUAAUCUCACACUUUGUACCUGCUCGGAUAAUCAUAAGAGAAGGUGAUGUAGAUAUAUCUGACUCGGAUGAUGAAGAUGAUGGUAUAUUUGCAACCUUUAAUACUUGCCACAGGGCGCUCCAAAUAAUAGCACGAUACGUUCCUUCGGCACCAAGAUUUCUUAUGCCAAUACUCGUGGAAAAGUUUCCUUAUGUGAACAAAUCUGUAAGAACAAUGGAAUGCUACGUGCAUAACCUUCUAAGGAUUACUGUGUAUUUCCCAACCCUGAGACAUGAUAUUCUGGAACUGGUCUUUGAGAGGUUACUGAAAAUUGAUGUGAGCGCCUCACGCCAUGAAAUAGAGGACGCCGAAGAAGCUGCGUUACAGAAAGAUGGAGCCAAUAAAAGCGGCACAGAAGAAGGGCUUUUCAACAUGGAUGAAGAUCUGGAGGAGAAUGUAUCUGUUACAGUAAACAGUGAUAUUAUGGCUCAUCCUGCAGCUGACCGUCUGGAUACAUUGAUGCUUGUCGUUUUUGCUUACAUAAAAAACAUGUGCUACACCAGUGGCUCUUUGGAUCUGAACAAAACGAAAGAUUUAUACAAAGAUCUGCUGGCAAUAUUUGAUAAACUGAUUUUACCGACACACGCUUGCUGCCACGUGCAGUUUGUCAUGUUUUAUCUCUGCAGCUUCAAACUGGGAUUUGCAGAAGCAUUUUUGGAACAUCUUUGGAAGAAACUGCAGAAUCCAAACAACCCUCCAAUUAUCAGACAGACUGCUGCAACCUACAUUGGGAGUCUUCUAUCUCGAGCCAAGUUCAUUCCUGUGUUGACUGUGAAGGCAUGCCUUGAUCUUCUGGUGAACUGGCUGCACGGUUACAUUGAUAACCAGGAUGCAGGUAGCCGAGCUUUCUGUGAUGUAUCCCUUCAUGGCCCGUUCUAUGCAGCAAGCCAGGCUGUUUUUUACACCUUAAUAUUCCGUCAUAAGCAGCUGUUGGAAGGAAAUUUACGAAAAGGUUUGGCCUAUCUGCAGAAUUUGAAUUUUGAGCGAAUCGUCAUGUGUCAGCUCAAUCCUCUAAAGAUUUGUCUUCCUUCAGUGGUUAACUUGUUUGCUGCAAUUACGAGGAAAUACCAGUUGGUGUUUUGCUACACAAUCAUGGAGAGGAACAGUCGGCAGAUGAUCCCCAUUGUAAGGAGCAGCUUGGGCGGGGACUCUACCCAAACAUGCACAAACCCACUUGACAGCUUUUUUCCUUUUGAUCCCUGUAUUUUGAAAAGGUGUAAGAAGGUUAUUGAUCCUAUUUACCAGAUAUGGGAGGAAUCGAAUACUGAAGAUUUGAAGGGAGGUCAUAAACAUGUUAAGGGAGUUGGUGCAGAUGAAGAAGAUGACUUUCUAAAAGGAGAGACCCCUCACAGCGAUACUAUGGUUGGAAUGACUCCAGGUUCCUUGGAGGCUCACUUCAGGAGCCCUGCAAGCAGUGUGGGCUCUCCUCCAGUGUCUUUCCUCCAACGUCCCUUCUGAGCACCUCUCAGUAAACAAGAAUACACAACAUUGCUCCACGGAGCUCCUGCGUUAGUCAGGCUUCACCUCACCUACGCUCGUCAGUAAGAGGAACGAACACUACGUUUUGUAUGUGAGUGAAUAGUAUGACCAGCAGGGAGCAUCAUUACACUAACACUAGAAUACCAGUUCCAAAAAUCACAGGACAAUAUUGAGGAUUGGUCAUGUGAUUAUCAGUGUAAUCAAUUCAAAUUUGAAUGGGAUGUGCUGCUCAGGGGCUCUGAUCUUCUAGCAGAGGGUGUCAAAACAAACAACUGGUUUGAGCCUGGGUUUAGUAGUCUUAUAUCAGACAUAAACUAGUUGAAUCAAGAAAAGAGCAGAAGAGGGCGAUUUCACCUCCUAUUCUGCUAUGAUUGGGUACCCACCUCCUCUGCGGUCUCAUGGUAACAAAGUGUACCCUAUGUAAAAUUAAAUGCUCAUGUAUUUAAUUUAAACUCUGACUGUUGAAUAGAUCGGUUAACAAUAUGGCACUAUGUUCCGGGCAGUGGUUUAUAUGAAAUCAAAGUUUUCCUUCCAGAUUUCUUUAUAAACACAGUACUUUGUACUGUGAACGCCAGAGUGAUUGGGCGUUUCACUGGCUAUAACUAAUGGUGGCUGUUUAGAGCCUUUUAAAAUACUCCUGUUGUAGAAUGAAUCCUGCAGCAUUCUCUGAAUGUCAAUUGAUCUCUUCAAAAGGCCAUUUGGGUAAGAUGCAGUCUUUGUCCUAUAGCGAGUCUCUUUCGUUCACUAUAAAUAAUACCAGAUUUUUAUCCAAAGGUAAUAUUUUUUUUUGCUGAAUUUGUCUGAUUUAUUCUUAAAGCAGAUGUGUAAGUAGAUUACACAAUGUGAUGCUAAUUAUUUAUUUGUAAUUGGGGGAGAAAGGGCAAUGUGGGGAAGUGAAGACAAACGACACAACAGAAUUUUGAUCCCUGUUGGCAGAUUUUCUUCCCCUGUAAGUUAUCAUGUUGUAUAGUUUGGAACAAAUAUAUACAUUGCCUUCAUAUGAAUUCUGAUUUUGUUUGUAUUAAAAUCGAUAUCUUAAUAUAUUUUUUGUUUGUGACAUGACACUAUUGUGCAACUG